Messenger RNA from Cylicostephanus goldi, 474 nucleotides. NCBI's taxonomy places the organism in Eukaryota, Metazoa, Nematoda, Chromadorea, Rhabditida, Strongylidae. The record is from the annotation of a GenBank genome assembly.
AUGCAGGUCAUAGUCUUGCUUCUAACAAUUCCCGUAUGCUCCUGCACGCUUGGGCUUUAUGGUACAACGCAGUCGAUCGGAGUAAUAGGCAGUCUCAAAUGUAAAGGAGGACCCGCCAGUGGAGUGAAGAUGGAGCUCGAAGAUGCAGAAAUAAGUCAGGACCAUAUUGACCUUUAUCAACAAAACCGUUUCGGUAUUCAAUCGAAAGCUGCAGCAGUAACGGACACAGAUGGGACUUUUAUGUUGACGGGCAAUGCUAAAAAAUGGUCUAAAAGCGACGCGAAUAUGUAUCAGUAUUCAAUAUUGAAUAUUUAUCACAAAUGCAACUAUAAAGGGCGCUGUUAUAGAAAAAACAGCAUUUAUAUUCCAAAAGAGUAUGUCACUCUUGGCAAAAAAGCGUUGAAAUACUACAACAUAGGCUCAUUGGAGCUUUCCAUGAUACCGAAAGGAGAGACUAUUAGUUGUUCACGUUGA